Molecule: messenger RNA, 470 nt
Organism: Eremomyces bilateralis CBS 781.70
Lineage: Eukaryota; Fungi; Ascomycota; Dothideomycetes; Eremomycetales; Eremomycetaceae
Exons: 1
Coding region: 33-419 (128 amino acids)
Biological process (GO): regulation of transcription by RNA polymerase II
Cellular component (GO): mediator complex
Molecular function (GO): transcription coregulator activity
Source: RefSeq, a predicted model, not a curated record
GGACCGAUCCCCCACACACCGACGCCGACGACAUGGACCUCUCCACCGCAACCGACAAGCCCCCUGCCGUCCGCUUCGUCGCGAAACUUCAUCCUCCCGUUGUCGUGCCGUGGCACGUCGCGCAUCAUCUCUAUACGGCCGUCGAGGCGCCGUUCCCACCGGAGAAUAGCGGUCGAUGCGCACUAUUCGAGGACCUCGUGGUGCAGGCGGACGCGGGGGAUGCGUCGGGCGAGGGGGACGGGAUGGAGGCGGUGACGACGGUGCUGACCCAAGGAGCGAGCAGAGAGACAGAGGUGCGGCACCGUAACGUGCUGAGUUCGGAUCGCAGCGAGUUCGGGUUCGUGGUGGAGAGUCUGCCGUUUUCGCAUCCGAAGCAGCUAGUGAUGCUCCUCCCGGUACGUGCCCCCCUAUCUUCAUAAGUCAUCCACUAACGAACGCCAGAUCCUCCGCCAACAUGCCCUCCUCUCCCA